AUGGCUCUAACGCUUCUCCGAGGGAUCAGAACACCAACCUUAUUUAGAGCAAAUUUCAGCCUGUUCUGUACCACUCAACACCGUCCACUAGCUCACUUCACAACUAGGGCGGAGAGUGUGCAGACUACUGAGCCCAAAGCAGUGCCCAAGUCAAUUCAACAGGCUACUAAGGAGGCGGCGGAGCAGAAGACACAAGGUUUUGAAUCCGUUAUCGGCAUUGAGACCCAUGUCCAGCUCUCGACCAUCACAAAGGCAUUUUGCUCCUGCCCAAACAACUAUGGCUCGCAGCCUAACAGCACUGUUUGCCCCACCUGCAUGGGCCACCCUGGAACAUUGCCGCUUCUGAAUGCAAAGGUUGUUGAGUGUGCAGUGAAAAUGGGCCUUGCUCUCAACUGCAAGAUCUCCAUGACAUCCAAGUUUGAUCGGAAGCAGUACUUCUACCCGGACCUACCCAAGGGGUACCAGAUUUCGCAGUUUGACAUUCCAAUUGCUGAGAAGGGUUACCUUGAUGUGGAUAUUCCAGUUGAGUUUGGUGGUGGUCACAGGCGAUUUGGGGUCACGAGGGUUCAUAUGGAAGAAGAUGCUGGCAAGCUGCUUCAUUCUGAAUCCGGAAGUUACUCUCAGGUUGACUUAAACAGAGCCGGUGUUCCUUUGCUUGAGAUUGUCUCAGAGCCAGAUAUGAGGACAGGGAUAGAGGCUGCUGAGUAUGGUGCUGAGAUGCAAAGGCUUGUUAGGUACCUGGGAGUGGGCAAUGGUAACAUGGAUGAAGGUUCCCUUCGCUGUGAUGUGAAUGUUUCUGUUCGACCAAUUGGACAAUCAGAAUUUGGUACAAAGGUUGAAAUAAAGAAUAUGAACUCAUUUUCUGCAAUAAGUAGGGCAAUAGACUAUGAGAUCUCCCGGCAGAUUCUUCUUCACAAAGGAAGCCAGGCUGAUCAAAUUGUACAAGAAACCCGUCUUUGGGAUGAGUCCUCUCAGAAAACUUUUACAAUGCGAAAAAAGGAGGGACUCGCCGACUAUAGAUAUUUUCCCGAGCCUGAUCUUCCUGAAGUUGUUCUCACUAGUGAGUACAUUGAUGAAAUUCGUAAUUUGAUGCCCGAGCUUCCUGAGGCAAAGCGUAGGCGCUAUGAGAACAUGGGACUCAGCAUGCAAGAUGUUAUUUUCCUAGCUAAUGACGAUAAGGUUGCUCAUUUCUUUGAUUCCACACUCGAGCAUGGCGCUGAUGCAAAGCUAGCUGCCAACUGGAUCAUGGGUGAUAUUACUGCUUAUCUGAAGGAUGAAAAACUUUCUAUUGAUGAAAGUAAAUUAACACCUCUGGAGCUUUCUGAAAUGAUUGCAUACAUAAAGAAUGGAACUAUCAGUGGGAAAAUUGCCAAGGAGAUUGUGGUUGACCUCAUUGCCAAAGGCGGAACUGUUAAGUCUGUGAUAGAGGAGAAGGAUCUGGUUCAGAUUGCAGAUCCAGCAGCAAUUGAGGCCAUGGUAGAUCAAGUACUCGCUGACAAUCCGAAGCAACUUGAGCAGUAUCGGGCUGGGAAAACCAAGUUGCAGGGCUAUUUUGCUGGCCAGGUGAUGAAAGCAUCAAAGGGUAAAGCAAGCCCUGUUUUAUUGAACAAAAUCCUGGGGGAGAAGCUGAAGGGCAGCUGUUGA
Messenger RNA from Triticum turgidum subsp. durum (durum wheat), 1644 nucleotides. NCBI's taxonomy places the organism in Eukaryota, Viridiplantae, Streptophyta, Magnoliopsida, Poales, Poaceae. The record is from the annotation of a GenBank genome assembly.